UUUUUUUUGUCUCCUCGAUUAUUCUCCAUUUUCACGGUGUUCUUCCAUCUCACGUGCGUAACAUGGCACCUAUCAUCGUGAAAAUCCGUGGCAAUAAGCCGUUUGCACCGUUUUCACAGAUGGAUUCGGAAGACGACCUUUGUAAAACAUGGCGUGUAUGUACGAAAAUCCGAGAUUCGCUGGAAAAUGGUUCACGACUGGAAAAUCUGUCAUGGCGACUAUGGUUUCGCAAUCACGUCUCCAAGGAAUCGGCUUUCCGUCGAUUGACCAAAGGUAUCACCACGCAACUUGAACGUCACCCUUCCAUUGGUUCAACGACACAAUUACCACCUUCGGUCAUUCAAGCGACAGCUAUUUUAAGAGCGAAAACAACCCCUUCGACUACAGCCACGACGGUGUCCCGCACAGAGGAUGUGAUGGUUCAUCCGGCACAGCCUCCGUUACAGUUUUCUCAGCCUACCUUGGACUAUUACACCCUCUCGCAGUUCACUUCGGAUCAAGCCAAUGAUCCACCCAUUAAAAUGGAAGACAUCUUUGGCGCCUUGUCGGAUAUGCAAACUUAUCUUCCACCCCAACCUUCCCAACCGCCUCACCCAUCCGUCGCGCAACCUUCGCAACCGCAAACACAAAACAAUGAAACAUGGCACAUGGAUUAUAUGUCGAAUUCCGACGUGGUCUAUACCCCUCACCAACCACAGUCCAUGCUUUCUUCGAGUGUUGUACAUACACCCAUCAACGACCCAUCGUCAGAUCAGAUGAAUCAGACUGUAAACUAUAAUAUGUCCUUGUCGAUGCCUUCCAGUCCACUUUUGUAUGGUCACCCUUUCUCCGCAAGUCAACCUCAAACCCCUAUCACCGAAUCUGAAGCAAUUUACGGUUCUUCGGCCGACAAUCUAGCAUCGACUUCUGAUUCAAUUUUUGACACCAGUCUGUAUGAUGAAACCGAUACCGCGCAACGCCCUUACUAUCAUCCUGUCCCCAUGUUUUCCUCCAGCACCGCAUCGGUCGCCUUGUUCGAUGAAACCCAAUUUGGUAAUCUGAAUAUGACCCGACGGCCGGUUUACUAUGAAGAAUCGUCCACUCCACAACAACCAAACUCAUCGUUUCACGAUCCCACCAUGCAACUAGACGAACGUUUAUCGACCUCUACUUUGGCGUCCCCUUACGGCGAUAGUCAGUUGAAACAGGCCGAAACCGAUUUGAUGGAAAGUCAAUUUCCACAACCGGUGUGUACCAAUUGUGGUGCCACCUCGACUCCAUUGUGGCGAAGGUCACCGGACGAUGAUCUCUUAUGUAACGCUUGCGGAUUGUACCAAAAAUUGCACAAUGCACCUCGCCCCAAAUCGCUCAAAUCCAACAGUACCCGUACCAGUAUACGAGAAGAAGAAAACUCACAAUUGGUAUGCUCCAAUUGUGCCACGAUGAAAACUCCGUUGUGGCGGCGCGAUGAAGAAGGUGCUCCUCUUUGCAAUGCCUGUGGACUAUAUUUAAAACUUCAUCAUGAACGUCGCCCAUUAUCGAUGAAAACGGAUGUCAUCAGAAAGCGACAACGCCACGAACCGGGAGGUGGCAAUGGUCGAAAGAUACUUGCAAAGAAACUGAAACUCGAAGGAAAACUCGAUGCUGCCAAUAUCACGACGCCGGAACCGUCGCCUUCACCGGAUGCACAAGUGAUGAUGCGACAACAAUACUUUACAGAAAAUGAUGUCUGCGGCACUCCCAUGGGUUACACUAGCCCAUUCGCGUUUCCCUAAACAACCCUACCUGUUCCGGUGUAAUUCCUUUUUUUGGCUUACCAUUUCUUUACUCUCUUGUACUAUAAUAAUUGUGUAUAUCCCAUGUUCUACUUCCCCAAAUCUUGUAAUUCAUUUUCUAUGUAUCAUGGUAUUUCCAGUUACGCGCUCUUCCAUCUCCUCUCCCCAUCUUUUGAAAUUUUAACUCGCCUAUAGCAACCACUCGCAUUACAUUUCCUUUAAUUCAAUUCAUCCCACCUCUCUACACAUCCAUAGAACAAUGCUCUUUUUUUUUUCACCGCAGCUUCUGCUUGAUUUGAUUCCGACGUGGGUAAAAUGUCUGUUUCCGUUGUAAAUCACAUGGGUUGAUGUUGUUGUGGACGGGACAAACAGCGCAAUUCAAACAUUGGUUAAUG
Molecule: messenger RNA, 2149 nt
Organism: Radiomyces spectabilis
Lineage: Eukaryota; Fungi; Mucoromycota; Mucoromycetes; Mucorales; Radiomycetaceae
Exons: 4
Coding region: 63-1754 (563 amino acids)
Biological process (GO): negative regulation of transcription by RNA polymerase II; positive regulation of transcription by RNA polymerase II
Molecular function (GO): RNA polymerase II cis-regulatory region sequence-specific DNA binding; zinc ion binding; DNA-binding transcription factor activity, RNA polymerase II-specific
Source: RefSeq, a predicted model, not a curated record